Molecule: messenger RNA, 2280 nt
Organism: Trichoderma aggressivum f. europaeum
Lineage: Eukaryota; Fungi; Ascomycota; Sordariomycetes; Hypocreales; Hypocreaceae
Exons: 3
Coding region: 1-2280 (759 amino acids)
Source: RefSeq, a predicted model, not a curated record
AUGGCCAUUCGAUACACCGCAGAGCAUCUGCUCUUCCUGAGGGAGUCGCCGCUAUGCAUCAAACCUGAGAAACUGCCUCCGGCGGAGGAAUGGAUGGGGGCACCCCCAGACCAGACUCGAGCGCAGAACAAACCGGUCAACGAUCGACCUCGGUCCCUGGACAAUCCGCUUCUUGACCAGAACAAUCGCCGCCCAGGCAUCAGCCACACCUCGCGGACCAAUCCCGAUGACAUUGUCUUUGCUCCUCCUCGGAUGGCGUUUGCUUCGUCUGGCCGAGGUAACAAGACGCUUGAUGGUGAAAAACCGACCAAGGAUGCUGACCCCGCAGGUCGGUUCGCCUUGCGCAAUCGAAACAGCGAAGCCGACGGAGACCGCCUGCGCGCACCCAAUGCUGUUCGUCGCCGCGGAGAAAACGACCUAGAUAGCGAUGGCUGGAGCACAGUCAAGCCCCGCAAAAGCUUUGGUGCUGAGGGUGCCGAGCGUUUCCACGGCCGCAUGGGUGGCAACUUUCGAGAUGAGAAGAAGCCCCUGCGAGAAAACGAUCGCGAUGCCACUCGCGACCGCCCAACAAGGCCUUUUGAUACCUUUGGUCGAGACAAUAAGGAAGCUGAAAAUGACCCUCGAGCGCGCAACGGCGCUGGCAGGAGCAAAGUGGACUCUUGGCACAAGGCAGAGUCAAUGCCGACGGAGCCCCCCGCGGCCGAGCGAAAAGAGCGAGACCGAACCAAGAGCUGGAGAGACCGAGAUACCACUGAAACUGCGGAUGACCGUACCAAUGGCAGGGCACCCGACAGGCGAUGGGCUCGCGACCGUGAGCAGCGUGUUGAGCGUGAGCCCGAAUGGUUCGACGAGCCUGCCGAGGCACUCCGCGAAGCGCAUACCCAGCAAGACUUCCAGAAGUGGAUGGAGCAGAUGAAGAAAGGCAAAGGAGGCGGUGAUGCUCCAGAGCGCCCAGCAGCAGCAGCUGCUGCGGCUCCUGAACCUGCUGCUGCCGAGAAUGAGAGGUUUCAACCUCAUCAACCUACUGCUGUCGAGGUUGCCCCUGACAAAUUCUUCCUUGCCUUUGGCGGUAUGCAAGCACAGGGACCUCUGGAGCCCAACUCCCCACCCAGCGAAGUAAACGAUGCAGCCGCCAGGCCCAAGACAGUGGGCAAGUCAUCAAGGUUCACGUCCUUCUUCCACCAACCCCAAGAAGAACCGCGAGGCAGGGUAGAACAGUCGACGAGCGUGCCGCCUGCGCCUUCUCACUUUCCUCCGGGGCUGGGACCACUCGCAGGAAUGGUUCCUCCUCCUCAAGAAGAAGAAAAACAGGCUUUCCAGCAGCUACUGUUGAAGCUUCAGAAGCAGAGUAUGAGCGCCACUCCUCCGGCUCACUCACCAUUUGCUGCCCCGCCACCUCAGGGCAACUUUCCGGACAUGGCGAAGAAGAGCAACCUGGCAUCACCAGAGCCAUUCCAACAAUACGGUGGCGAUAGGAUCAACGGCGGCAUCGGCCGCCCGCCACCACCGCAACAUGUUCAAGAGAUUCUUGCACCUCGACCGCAGCAACAGUCUGCUCGGCCAGACCAACUUCUCCAAGAUCUCGCGGGGCACCAGCGUCUCUCUAGCCAGGGCUCAGGAAUCCCUGACCAGGCUCGCAACAACAACAACACCGAGUUUUUGAUGAAUCUCAUGAGAAUGGGGCCCAGUGCUCCGCUGAGCAUGCCCCAGCCUCAGCAGCAGAAGCCAAUCCCGAUGCAAGAGUCGGACUUCUCGCCAAGAGAGAAUCGGGGAGUACAGCAACGCCAGAUGCGCCCACAGCCGCCUCCCGGCUUUCCCAUGGAAGAGUCUUUCCACAACGUCGAACGGGAUUCCCGUCUCGGCCAGCCCACUCAGAUUUUGCAGCGACCCCCGCCCCCUCCUGGGCUGGACCAGAUGCCUCCCAGCUGGAUGACCAGCGGAGGACAGAUACCGCCACCCCAGCAGCGAGGCCCCAUGAUGCCUCCUCCUGGAUUGCCCGGUGGCUUGAACCGCAACGUUCCCAUGCCUCACAUGUUCCCUCCCAAUUUCCCUCCCGGCGGCAUGCCGCCUCCAGAUGCAAUGGCUGGCAUGCCUCCACGCAAUAUGCCUCCGCCUCCUCCUGGCUUCUUCAACGGACCACCUCAUGGGUUCAUGCCUCCUGGGCUCGGUGGAUUCAAUGGACCCCCCGGACCGCCAGAGCCUUUUGGUGGAUCUCCCUUUGAAGCCCGUGGCAUGCCUCCGGGCGCCGCUGGUCGAGGUGCUGCCUUUGGCCGGCCAUAA